AAGGCAUGGUCAAGUAUCAUAGAUAUAAGGUUUGCUCAAAGAGUAGCGCAAAACAUGUAAUUGUACAGAACUGCUCAAUUAAAUACACUUAGGCUUAAUGUUUUAAUGUCAACUAUGUUAACAGCUAGCUGGAAAGCUAACCAGCAUCACGCAAUUUGGUAGUGCUGUGCUUUGUACUCGUGAAACAAUCACAACCGGGAUAAUGGGAUCCAAUACUUACAGCCUGAUAUAUCAGCUCUCUAAGCAGUGCAGUUUGCAGAACCUGUGAGUCUUCAACUCCAGUAAGAUACCAGUCCAUGCGCAAAUUAAGGGUUCCACAGUUGGUUUCUCCUGAUAAUUCAAACAGGUGAUUUCAGCACCUUCUAGCAAAGCAGCCAAGUCUUUCCCUUGACCUCCAUAUAUUUACAUAAUGAGUGAACAGAAGAACCAUGGAGAAGGUGCCUCAAACAGACUCUCUAACAGGGACACUAUUGAGCUACCUGAUGACCUCUCCUUGAGUGACUCUGACCCAGAAGAGUCCAUUGAGCCCAUCGGUGGAAGGGUUGAGGACUUGUCCUCUUCUUCAGAUGAAGAUGAAGAACCCCAACGCAGCACCCCAGCCAUCCAGGGAAAGCCCACCUUCACGCUGAGAGGCGGCAGCACUGGCUUCUCUGACCGCAGCAAAAACAUCUUCGAACAUCUGGAAAGUGCUGCAAAGCUCACAUCCAAUCAGCUGGGCGAAGACAACGUCCUUGAUGGCACCUUCGCCCGUCCCGCUCCACCUUCUCCUCCUCCCAUGGCUGGAGGGAAAAGCGGAGGAUCCCAGAACAAGAAACAGCCUCCGGCCAAAAGCGUCCCAGACUACGUAGCGCACCCUGAGCGCUGGACGCGAUAUAGCUUAGAAGACGUGCCCGAGAUAAACGACAGAAAGAACAGCCAGUUAGCCCUGCAGUACAUACAGGACCUUCAGGCCAGGAGAAGAUCCCAAGAAACCACGUCUGAAUCGUUCACCCCAAGCUAUAACCAGGACCAUGGCAGCAGUAGCGAGAACAAAAUCCUGUUCACCAAACCCAGCCAGACCACCAAAGAGGAGAGCACCGGUGGUCAAGCGUUCUCCAGAGAUAAGAAAAGAGAGGUUGGUCUGUUCCACCUGGAGGACAGACAGGACGAGGAGGAUGGAGAAAGAACAGGCCUGUCCCAUCUGCGCUAUACAUUGGAGGCUAGGAACAUGACGAAGAGGAAGUGGGUUGAGGAGGAGAUGGAAGCAGCUGAGGGGGAUGGGAAGCCAUCCCACGUCGCUUUCCAUAGCAGUAGGAAAGUUAAUCGUAAGAACUUCCGCAGGACAGCUGAAGAAGAUGAGGAAGAUUGAUCUAUUGACAUGAAAUUCUCUUUAUUCCUUUUGUUCAUAUCCUGACUGAGACUAGCUUUGUUCAGGCUAAAAUGAAGAGAAGCACAGAAAAGUAUAUUAUGCGUUCUCUGAUGUUUGAUAGCAGCUCCUAAAGCUGUCCUAGUAGCAUUUUUUAGUGGAACAUUUCCAUGUGUGCCAUCUGCUGUGUUCAGUAAUGUUCAGUCCUAUACUUCCUCUUGGUCAUUUACAUUGUAAUGACCGUUAUAAGAUACAAUAUAUAUGUAUUACGUAGAUUCUCCCUUGUGGGUUUUGUUUUUGAAUGUAUCAUAUUCAUCAUGUAAUGUGGAUGGAAGAAUAAUGUAAAAGACGUAGAAAUAAAAGAUGG
Messenger RNA from Chanos chanos (milkfish), 1712 nucleotides. RefSeq names its product tumor suppressing subtransferable candidate 4 (gene tssc4). Lineage: Eukaryota; Metazoa; Chordata; Actinopteri; Gonorynchiformes; Chanidae. The transcript has 4 exons. The record is from RefSeq and is a predicted model, not a curated record. The coding region runs from base 410 to 1348 and encodes 312 amino acids.